Molecule: messenger RNA, 2724 nt
Organism: Archocentrus centrarchus (flier cichlid)
Lineage: Eukaryota; Metazoa; Chordata; Actinopteri; Cichliformes; Cichlidae
Gene: csdc2b
Product: cold shock domain containing C2, RNA binding b
Exons: 4
Coding region: 359-826 (155 amino acids)
Biological process (GO): regulation of mRNA stability
Cellular component (GO): cytoplasm
Molecular function (GO): mRNA 3'-UTR binding
Source: RefSeq, a predicted model, not a curated record
CUCCGCCAGCUGCGCAGACUCGCCAGCCCCCUCCCGCAGUCACAUCAGGGUUUUUCCGUCGAUCUGCGCGGAUUUAGCUUACUUAUUUAUUUAAUUACUCGUUAUAUAAUACGCACCGACUUAAAACACGCUCGCAUUCCCGGAUCGUCCUCAGCCUGUUACCGCGCCCGGUGCACAAGUCCUCGUGACAGACCUGAGGCGACAGUGCUGACCUGAAUUUUUCCCAGUCCUGUUUCCCAAAUUGAGGUGGGCCGCUCUGAGCAGACGGACUAAGAGAUACACGAGAAGACAGACAGCGGUGUCAGCAGCUCAAUCUGCAUCGUCCUCCCCAGUCCUCCUCCUCUUCAUCGCAUCUGACAUGGCGGACCCCAGCCUCACGUCUCCCUCUGGGACCCCUCUGCGCUCCCCCAGCAGCUCUGUCACCCUCUCCUUCCCCUUCUUAAGCGAGAGGAGCCGUGUGUGGGAGGAAGGAAAGGAGCAGCCUCUGCCGCGGGAUCUUCCCAGCCCGCUGCCGACCAAACGCACCCGCACCUACUCUGCCACUGUGCGCGCUCACUCAGGUCCAGUUUUUAAAGGAGUGUGUAAGAACUUCUCCAGGUCACAAGGUCACGGUUUCAUCCAACCUUCCCAUGGUGGCGAAGACAUCUUUGUUCACAUCUCAGACAUUGAGGGGGAGUAUGUCCCAGUCGAGGGAGAUGAGGUCACGUACAAAGUAUGCCGGGUCCCGCCCAAGAACCUGAAGGUGCAGGCGGUGGAGGUGAAGAUCACACAUCUUAAGCCAGGAACAAAACACGAGACCUGGUCUGGGCAGAUCAUCAGCUCGUAGGGAGAGCACGCUGGGCCUGGUGGGCUGCACUGGACUGGGCUGGAUGUGCACUGAAAGAGGUGCUCUGGGACUGACACAUUUUCUUUUUUUAAUGUUUUACCUACGCAGAAAAGUGCCCAGUGUUAAUAAGAGUGAGUAAUUAAGUUGUCGUUGGUGUUGACAGUUUCCUUCCCACAGAGCCGAUAUAUCCUGUUCAAAACUGUCCACUGCUGUCAUUAAUUUGGUUUGGGAUUGUAAAACGAUCAGUGAGAGAUUCAGCGUUGAAAGUAUGGCGGUCUGGCGGGUCUGUAAGGGAUGGAAAAAUUGGAAAAAACUGUGGUGCUGAUCUGAAAAUGGACACAACUGCUGAGCGUAAACUGAGGAGAGAAAGUUGAACAACAGGCUCGAUUCAGUUUUACUUCCCCUCCUAGGAGCUCACCAAAGUUUCCAGGGUCACAUGUUGGGGUCAGAUGGCUUCUCACAACCUACUCAUCUGUCCAACUUUGGACAGAUGAGUAGGAACUUCAUAUUCAACAUGUUAAAAUAUUAAAAAGGUAUUAAGGGAAUUAAAGUUGAAAAGAUUUAUCAUUAGAAACCCGUGAAAACUAGAAACACAAAUCUUACAGUAACUAGUUCAUAUUAAUCGAUUACCUUUGACAGGACCUUCUUUUUGUUCCCCUGAGAGGGAAUGUUUGCGUGUUAUUGUGAGUGCUGGAGUAAACUUUAGUCUGUCAUGAUGGGAGACUGCAGCAGACAAAUCGGCUUAAAUCAAACGUUUCAAAAACGUGAGAAAUAUACAGGCUAUUGCAAAUGUUUCCUUUAAAAAUACUCACCUUUUGUUGUGUUGUCCUGUUUGUGGUUACUUUAAGUGUUCAUUUGUUGAUUUGUUCAAGUGUGUGUGUGUGUGUGUGUAGGCUCUAUGUUUUAAAUAAUGCAGUUAAAACUUGCACUUAAGAAAGUUGAACUUUCGAUCUGAAAACUGCCGCGGUACUCAACACAUUUGUUUUGGUUUGUUUAAAAAAAAAAAAAAAAAUCCUGUUUUCAAAGGAUCUGGAGCCAUGGAUUACUUAAAAAAACACUUGUGUAAAUGUUUUUUUCUACUCAAUAGAAAUGUAUAUGUGUGUGAUUUAUUGAGUCACUGUGAUUGUGAACUGCCAAUGUGGUCUCAUCCCAGGGUGUCAAAUACUGCUGUUCUCUGUGCUCACGCACUGGCUGUGGCAACUUUGUAUGCUGCAAGUUAAUCGUUGUUUUUUUAAAGUCCACAUUAGGUGGUUGAAGCGAUGGGCGCGCUGUAACUCGGAGGUUUGCUUACUGUUUGAGAGCUUCGUGCAUGGAAAUUAAGUUUUAUUUGGUUUGACCUGAUUUUAGCUUUCAGGCGUUUUUUAGUUUCACUUUUACUCACUCGUCAUGUUCAGGCACAAAAAUCUGCUUGGUUUAGACUGCGGUUUGGGCUGUGCCAUCUAACAAAAGCAAACAUGGCAAACUAAAUCUUCAAAGAUGGGAAAAAAUGUGAUGCCUAAUGCAGACCUAAUGCCUAAACCUAAAAGGUCACCUGCGUGAUUUGGAGACACCAGUGGCUUUGCCAAAACGGCAGUAUUAGACACAUUGGGAACGAGAACAAGCUGCAACCACUAGACUACAGAGUUGCAGAGUUGGGUGCCAAUAGUGCAUAUUGUCAUAUUGUUGUUGUUAUUCAGGUUAAAAAUUGUAUUGUAAAUCAUUUUUUGUGUUCCGCUGAGUCUCUGUCCAUCUUGUCUCUCUGUCAGUGUCACUGCCUGGAUUUUUUUUUUUCUUCAAUGUCAAAUUUUACUUAAUUAAUGGGAACUUUUGUCUUUCUGUAGACGAGCCACUGUUGUGGUCAUCCUAAUCACUUCUACUGAGCCUUGAAAGAACAUUAAAGCAUUUUAUGAUUCACUUGA